AUGAACAACAGACACGGCUUGCCACCCCGACCCAGCUUCUCCGCUACUCCUCAAGCAGGUCCAUCCCAACCUCGUCCGCCAGCUCCAAAUCAACGCAGAGGUCGUCCUCAGCAGAGCCAGCAACAACAUCAGCAAUAUCAAGCUGUACCAAAUCCAUCAUUAUCUCACAACCCUUAUGCAAAUCAGGCAUCGUAUACAGGUGGAUAUCCGCAAUAUGGACUUCCUCAACCUCCUUCCUAUGGAAUGAUGGGAAGUAGCGGAGGGUAUCAGCAGCCGAAUAUCUCAGGUGGUUAUCCUUCUUUCUUCCCUUCUCAACCUACCUAUCCUCAAUUCUCUCAACAUCCUCAGUAUCCCAAUCAAUUAUCUGCUCAAGCGUUAUUCCACCAACCACCUCAACCACAGGUCAAUUCCGGUGGUUAUUCCUAUUCGUCUACCUCUGCUCAAUCGCAACCUCCUGCCAAACGACAGCGUCCGAACUCGAACCCGCAAACUAGCGCAGUUAUAGAUCCAUCCGGAGCUGGGCCUGGUAGUGGUAGUGGUAGUGGUAGUGGUAGUGGAAGCGGGAGUAUAGGAACAUGGAGGAACUGUUCUCAUCCCGGUUGUAAAUUCGUCGGACCUUCUGAGAAAGUCCAGAUUCACGAAGAAGAUAGACACCUAAUAUUUGUUAAUGGCAAGAUGCCAGAGAGGAGUGAAGAGGAAGAGAGAUAUGCUAAGAGGAAAGGUCCACCACCGCCUAUUCAAGGUACGAAUAUCACGCUCAAUACGCCCGAGGAGAUUGAGAAGUGGAUAGCGGAGAGAAAAGCUAAAUGGCCAAGUGCGAAACGUAUACAAGAGAAGGAAGAAGAAAGGGCUGCGGCUAUUGCUCGAGGGGAGAUUCCCGCACGAGGUAAACGGAAGAAGAUGGACGCUGCUUCUCUAGCUGAAGAAUGGGGCAGACCCGCAAAUGUCGAAGACCAAUCUGGUGGCGAAAGGACAAGAAGGGGAAGAGGUAGAGGUAUAGAUAUAGAUAGAGGAUCGAGAGGCAGAGGACGAGGAAGAGGUAGGGGUGGGAAUGUCGGACAUACGAUAACAGAAACUGGUGAUCAAGGUUGGAGUCAAAUCACUACUUUGCCUUCUAUCAAACCAAAAAGCUCUCCAUCAAGUGUUAAGCCAAGUAUUAAUGCUCUAUCAGCUUUAGAGGGGUAUGAUACACCUACUUCAUCAAGUAAAUCGAUCGAUUCAAGCUCGGAUCCAGAUUCAGAUAGCGACGGUAGCAGUGGUCGUAGUACCACUUCAAGUGAAUCGUCUUCUGAAAAUGACUCAUCGGAAGAUGAAUCGAUUUCGAAAGACGAAAACAAAGCUUCUUCAAUCAAAGGUGAAGGGCAAGCACCAGUGACAGCCAAGGGACAGAGAGAGAUAUGUAAAUAUUUCAGGAGGAAUGGGAAUUGUAAAUUCGGUAAUAAAUGUAGGAAUUCACAUAUAAUCGAUGAGGAUGAACACUCGAUCGAAGUCAGAUCUAACCUACAGCCUCGACAACCCCACCCUCAAUCUACAAAUAAUAAGAAACAGAACCAUUUCGCUAGACCAAGCAUGCUAGGAUCGCUACUGUCCAACCCCAUCCAAAACACCAUCUCUCAACUGUCCCAGACCAUUCGAUUCCUAGUAGCCAAUAAUAUGUUGGAAGGAGUCGAGCUGAAUCCUGGUGAUGCCCAAGCGCAAGAAGAUGAGAAGAAUAAGAUUACAGAACUUGAAGAAACAUUAUAG
Molecule: messenger RNA, 1743 nt
Organism: Kwoniella botswanensis
Lineage: Eukaryota; Fungi; Basidiomycota; Tremellomycetes; Tremellales; Cryptococcaceae
Exons: 6
Coding region: 1-1743 (580 amino acids)
Biological process (GO): box C/D snoRNP assembly
Cellular component (GO): nucleus
Molecular function (GO): metal ion binding
Source: RefSeq, a predicted model, not a curated record